UUCAAUUUCAAAUGUGCAUAGACGGAGUAGCGUUCUUGUGUUUGGGAAAGUGUUGACUGUGUUUUCACAGAUACAAACAAAAUGGAAAAUUUAUUGUGCACAUAUCAUGUAGUGUGUGUUCUGCUCCAUAAUGCGUAAUUCAUAAGUUUCGUACUUCAUGUCAAGCCGCAUGGUAAGAAGAAAUAUAGAAUCCCUAAGUAAGGAAAUUUCAAGUGUUGAGCAGAAACUGCAAGAUGUUUUGAAAUCGAAGAGUAAGAAGCCUGGUCUUGGGCGAAAUGAAACUGCGAGUCGCGACAUUGAAUUGUUUAUUACUGGACCGUCGGGAAAGAAACUACCAACAGCGAUAGUGAAGCCAGACACGCUAUUUCGGGCGCGCAAGGCUUCUGGCAAAUGUGUGGAUGUAUUUGAAAAUAAUGACGGUACUGUCAAGGUGACAAUAGAGCGGAAUAGCUCCUCUCGCGAAAACCGCAGACGUUCUCGCAGUACACCAGAAAUCAAUCUUGCGUCGGCAGAUGAUGAUAGAGCUACAAAGUCAAGCGAAAACAUGAAAAAAGUUGCUGAUCGUCGAAGUACGACAGGAGUAAUGCCAAGAAAAGUGAAAGCAACGCCGAGGUCCUUACACCAGUCAUGGGGCGAUGUGCUGGAUGGGAAACACAGGAGUGCAAAUGCAACACAGCAGCCAAGAAAGACACAACAAGGAAAUCUGAUUAAAAAGCAGCCUGAAAAGUGUGAUAAUAGUGAUGUACGUCCUUCAUCUGUGGCCCCUGCUGUUCAGCGAAAGGAUUCGAACAAUGCUGUGAAGGAAGAGAACUCUGCUGUUGCUAGUCGUACCUCCAUCUCAAAAAAUAAUGCUUCAGAAUCUAUACCAGCUUGUAAACCUCAACAUGAUACCAGUUCCUUAUCACCAUCCAGUUCGUCUUGUUACAGGUCUUCGGUGGCCAGUGGAUCUCGCGAGUUCCAGUCUGCAAUACCUCAUAGUCAGGCUGUAGAGAAUGAACCAUUUGCUCUGUUCAAUCCAGUAACUACAUUAAAUUUCCUUGUAAAGGAACUACGAGGGAUUGUUAGAAAGAACUCAACACCUACGUGUAUCUCACGUGUUUUAUGUGACAUUGAACGCACAGUGGCACGUAUUCCACCUGAAGUAUGUGAGAAAGAUGUUACUCAUGGUCAUGGUGAUGCCAGAAUCAGACAUGUAGUGCAAGCUCCCCCACCAGAACUACUGGAAGAACUGAGAAGAAAUGUGGAGCAUAUGGAGCAUAGGUCACGUCAGUUGCAUUCAACUUGCGAAGCCUUACGCAAAGAUCGCGACCAGCUUAGACAAACACUAACAACAAGACAGAGUGAGAUGGAUGCUAUAUUGCACAUACUGAAAGAGAAAGAGGCAACCAUAGAAAAACUUCAGAGAGAUUUUGCAUCAGUAAGUGCUAAAACAGAGGAAUACUGUAAGACAAUAACAGAAAUGUCCGCUUCUGUAAUUACACUCAAGGAAAGUAAAGAGGAUUUGUUGAAAAAACAAGAAGCAUUGGAGUCUCGAUUAAAAGAUACUAUGAAAGAGCUAGAGAAACAAACAGCAGAACUGCAGCUGAAAAACCUGGAAAGAGAGAAGAUGGCAGCUCAGCUGGGCUCGAGGGAGAGGGAACUGGAAGUAUGCAAACUGCAGCUUAUGGAAAUGAAAACAUUGGUUCGUGAUCAGCUGACUGCACUGCGGGAAGCUGUACGAGGUGGCCUGCCUCCAAGCCAGAUACCUCCACCCAGUCUGGCAGUAUCAGAAGAACAGCACAGACGACGUUUGCGCACCUCCUCUCCAACGUCCAGUGCAGAUUCAUCUCAGCUGAGUGUGUCACCCUCCUGGCACAAAAUUAGCUCAAUAACUCCACCACCGGACAUCAGUGCCGAUCCAGUCCGUACUCAGCCUGAACUCACUGAUCUACCUGACAGCCAGGCAUCAGUGACAAUUGCCGGACCCAGAGUACCAGCAGGGCGGAUAUCUCCUGAACACUUACCUGUGUCUCGUAUGGUGUUCAGAAGCCUCAACCAGGAGGAUUCUGGUGUUGGUAAUGAAGCUUCCAUCUCAAAGUCAAUAGAUGAUGUGAGAGUGCUUCCGCUAACAUCAGAAGAGGAGGUAGAUGUCAUGGCAACAGAUGGAGAGCCAGCUGCAUUUGUGAGUAAAAGCCUUCGUGAAAUGCUGGAAGGUUUGCAUAGACGAUCCCAGCAACUUGGAAUGCCAGCAAAUGGAACUGAUUUUCUGAAACUGCCACCACCAUAUCCGUCACUACCACCAGAACCUGGGGGGUUGUCACAGAUUAGUGCUCCUACAGAUGUGACAGAUACAUCUGCUGCUUAUGCAUCACUCAGUGAACCAGAGACUGCAAUUUUGAAGCUUGGUUAUAAUCAUAAAGGAAAAAACCUCAUAUGGCCUACAUAAUUCAGCAUCAUUAGGCUUUGUCUGGUUCGGAGCAUCCUACAAAAGCACUGAAGAUAGUGCUAGACAUGAUGUGAGGUUAAUCUCAUGAAGAAUUCUUUUAAAAUGAUGAAAUUUCAGAAUUCACUAGUGUCACUAAACUAAAACAAAGUGCGCAGUGAUUCAUACAUGUGGAAACUUUCAGAAACAUGUGUACAUAUAAUUAUGGAGGGAGUUAAUGCAGCAUGAUUUGCAGAAUUGUUAUUUUUAUUGUUUUGAUGUAAGGUUUUGAUGAAACAUUCACAGAUGAAUUUUAAACUGAAGCUAGGUGCUCAUUUCUUCCAAUGAAAAAAAUUAAUAAC
This is a messenger RNA of Schistocerca americana (American grasshopper), 2763 nucleotides long. RefSeq lists its product as uncharacterized. NCBI's taxonomy places the organism in Eukaryota, Metazoa, Arthropoda, Insecta, Orthoptera, Acrididae. The transcript has 10 exons. The record is from RefSeq and is a predicted model, not a curated record. Bases 158 to 2425 code for a protein of 755 amino acids.